AUGAGUGAACUACCUGACUACGUGCUUGAUCCCAAUGCUGUGCUUAAAGAUGCAAAUGCCGCCUGGCGUCAUGGCAAUCCCCCGGAUUACUCUAAGACACGAGCCUUCUAUGAACAAACUAAGACAAAGACCCACGAACCCGGCAGUCUCCCAUUCCUAGUUGAAAAUCUCGUGAAAAAUUGGGAAAUCGAAGCCUCCUUCAAGACAAACCUAUCCGACUGGCGUACUGUCGAUCACAACGUAUACACAGUUUCCGUGAAUGGGGGUGAACGACGCACAGGCCACCAUAUGUUGGAAGUGGGGACUUACAAUGCGCUCCUGACCGCGAGUCAGUUCUAUGAUCCUGCACACAACACCUUCAACGAUUCGCACAAGUCAUUCAAGCGAAUGAUGCCAACGUUUGCUUGGGAGGUACUUGAAGUAUACUCUGGUCCUCCCGUCGUUGCCUUUCGAUGGAGACACUGGGGCGAGAUGAAGCAGGAUUACGUGGGGUUCAAUAGUUCCGGUGAAAAAGUCAAGGUCGAAGCGCACGGUGGCCCUAUUGAUAUUGAAGGUGUUUUAGUGGCCAAGGUCAAUGAUAAACUGCAGGUGGAGAGUCUUGAUAUCUGGUAUGACCCUAUGGCAAUGUUCCGCCAAAUUAGCAAAGAGGGUCAGGUUAGCAGUGAGGGUAGUAGCGGUGGGUGCCCAUUUGUGCAGGGUUAG
This is a messenger RNA of Penicillium vulpinum, 702 nucleotides long. RefSeq lists its product as uncharacterized. NCBI's taxonomy places the organism in Eukaryota, Fungi, Ascomycota, Eurotiomycetes, Eurotiales, Aspergillaceae. Bases 1 to 702 code for a protein of 233 amino acids. The record is from RefSeq and is a predicted model, not a curated record. The transcript has 3 exons.